AUGGGGGACUCAGCUAAAGUGAGGUUGGUUCGGUGCCCAAAAUGUGAGAAUCUUCUCCCCGAGCUUGCUGAUUACUCUGUUUAUCAGUGUGGUGGUUGUGGUGCUGUUCUAAGAGCUAACAAGAAAAGGCAAGAGGGGGAUACUUUGUCCAUGAAGUCGGACGAAGAAAGGGUUGGAGGAGUUUCUGCUAAAUCAGAUGAUUCAGAUGAUAAAGGAAUAGUUGUUUUGACUGAUGCCUCUGAUACUGAUGUUAAGUCAAGUGAUGGCUCUUUGAGGUUUGAUCUCGGGGAUUUAGAGAAGGAAGAUGUUAAAAUUGCUGAAAUCUGUAGGAAGCAAGCCAAAGAGACGACUGAUAACGGAGCUGUCGAGGAUGGUGUAGGUAUGAGCGUGGAAAGAGAUGAAUUGAGCAAUGCAUUGGGAAGAGAGCAUGGAGAUUUGAAUGCGGAAUUGAGUUCCAUGAGUGAAAGCCGAAGAUCAGGCUGGAUGGCAGAUUGGCAAACUUGGGAGAAUGGUGAAAGGGAGCGGUAUCGAAGACAUCCAAGAAUUGAUGUUGAAGGUAUGAGGUCUUCAACUUCAAAUUAUCCAGAUGAGGGUCCAUCGAAUUACCAUUUGGGUUCUUCUCAUAGGGGUGGGGAACCAUUGAGGAAUACUAAUGACCCAAAUGGGGCAAACAGAGUUCUGUACCUCGAACAAGACCGAGCUGAGCUUCUAAAGAAGCUGGAUGAGCUCAGGGAUCAACUUAGCCGGUCUUGUGAUUUGGUUGAUAAGCCGAAAGAGAAAGCUCCCCUUGAAGCGGGGAUGGUUCCUCCAGAUCCUUAUGGUAGUUCUGACGCUUCAUACCCAGGAGCUUCUUCAGGGACAAAUAGGGCUUCAAUGCAGUACUUUGGACCUGGUAAACAUGUCACAGGACACUCUCAUUUCAAUCACUUUCCUGAGCCAUAUCCCUACACCAAUGGGCGUGAAAUGCCUAUGCCUAGCUUUUCUCCUUCCAUGCAUAAUUCAAACCAUUUUCCUGGAUAUGGGGAUCCUUUUGGAUCCCAAAUGCUCAGUGGACCUCCUCAUCCCUUUCCCAGGCAAUACCAGCAACCAUCUCAUCCAUACUUUUCUGGACAGUAUGCUGAAAACAAUCCUGAUCCUUAUGAGCUUUACCCACAUAGUGCAACAUUUCACCAUCCUACUUGCCCUUGUUUCUAUUGCUAUGACAAACACAGAAGAGCUUCAGUGCCAGUUCCAUCCACUGCUUUUCACAAUAAAAGAUUCCCUGAUUUCCCUAACAAUCCCAUGUUGGCCCAGCCUGAAAAUCCUGGGAUGAUUGGUCCAUAUGAUCACAACAAACCUAGGACUGCAAUUCCUCCACCCUUUCAUGUGUCACAAGCCCAUACAAGACGCCCAAGUGACCAACCCCAUACAAGAUGGCCAAGUGACCUUAACUCUCACAUGGACAGUUUUGCUCAUUCCCGUCCAGAGAGGGUGGUGCUAGCCAGUGGUGGCCGCCGAUGUCUUCCAUUUUCUGGUGGUGCUCCGUUUGUAACAUGCAAUAAUUGCUUUGAACUUCUGCAGCUGCCCAAGAGAGUACUUAUUGGGGAAAAGAAUCAACAGAAAAUGCGCUGCGGGGCUUGUUCUACAGUAAUCGAUUUUUCUGUUUCCAAUAAAAAACUUGUCCUUUCCCAUCAUGCAGAAGCACAGCAAAAUCCAUCAGAGGUUAAUAUUAGCUCGAAUGAGGUGGUCAAAGAUAGUACUUCACAUUCCCAUGGACGUCUCACCCGGGUCUAUGCUCAUUUCUCUUCCGAUGAUUAUGAUAAUUCUGGUUAUGAUUUUCAUUCAAUAGAUAGAGAACCUGUUUUACCGUCCACAGCCCCAAGUUCAACAACAGGCAAGACUCAUGAGAUGCAAAGCUUUCAUUCUUCAUCUCCAAGUACCUCCGAGGAUGACUGCAAUCCAGAAGCUCCAUUUGCUCCAAAAGAAUUCACAAAUUCUAUUCAGCAGCCAACCAAAGCCACUUUUUCUCCUCCACCUCCUGGUUCACCUCUACAGGAGCAUUUUGAAUUCUCAUCUAACAGUCAUGUGAUAAACCGACUUGGGAAGGGAAACCAAAGUAGUCGCUCAGAUCAAGAGAAGGUAAAACCAAAUAAGGUUACGUCGCGACAAAAUUCGUUAAAAGAGACAUCACUAGCAACUGAGAUGGAGGUAUCAUUUAAUGAGUACUCUAACACCGGGGUUUCCCAAGAUUCUUGGGACGCAAACAAAGAAGAAGAUCAGCCAAGAACCAACAAAGGGAGCGAAUCAUUUAUUACCAACUUUAUUAAGAAAAGCUUUAGGGAUUUUUCCAAAUCAAAUCAAACAAAUGAGCAUGGGAGAAGCAAUGUUUCAGUUAAUGGGCAAUUAAUACCGGAUCGUCUGCUUAAGAAGGCUGAAAAGAUGGCGGGAACAGUCCAUCCUGGACAAUAUUGGUAUGAUUUCCGAGCUGGAUUCUGGGGUGUCAUGGGUGGGCCUGGUCUUGGCAUGAUUCCUCCAUUUAUUGAAGAAUUCAAUUAUCCCAUGCCUCAGAACUGUGCUGGUGGAGAUACUGGUAUCUUUGUGAAUGGAAGAGAGCUUCACCAAAAAGAUUUAGAUUUGCUGUCCAGUAGAGGACUUCCCACAACCAGAGAUAGAUCUUACAUCAUAGAGAUCUCGGGGAGAGUCCUAGAUGAGGACACCGGUGAAGAGCUUGAUUGUCUUGGCAAGCUUGCCCCAACGGUUGAGAAGGUAAAAAGGGGAUUUGGCAUGAAGCUUCCAAGAGCUGCUGCAUAA
This is a messenger RNA of Prunus armeniaca (apricot), 2790 nucleotides long. Lineage: Eukaryota; Viridiplantae; Streptophyta; Magnoliopsida; Rosales; Rosaceae. The record is from the annotation of a GenBank genome assembly.